Molecule: messenger RNA, 9846 nt
Organism: Xyrichtys novacula (pearly razorfish)
Lineage: Eukaryota; Metazoa; Chordata; Actinopteri; Labriformes; Labridae
Source: the annotation of a GenBank genome assembly
AUGGAGGAGCUCUUUAGUAAAGAGUUGCCGGUUUUUGUGCGGUGCAGGGACUGUGAGGAAAGGUAAGACCAGCAAACAGAGCUGACCCAGACUGAACCAACUAUUGACUUUAUACUUCAGCUGCACCACAAUAUCUUAAAGUGUGAUAACUACAGGAAUAGUUUUAUUUUCCAGCGUUAAGGAAACAAAACAGAUUAACUCUAAGCUGUAACAUACCUAACCUGUCACCAACAAUCAUAAUAUAUGAUUAUGAUAAAUGAUAUGAUCAUAUAUUUUAUUGACAUUUUUAUCAGGGUACAAGGACUGGAGGUCCGACCCUAGUCUGAAAUGUACAGAAUUUGUUUGCAAGGUAUGGCCUCCAAUUAUGGCCAGAUGUACAAAAGCAUCUUGUCAAAGUGUUUUGAUAGGUCUUUUAUGAUUGUAAAAAAGUAACAGAGGGACCUCUGGUUAGUAUGAUUUAUAUUAAUAAAACUCAAAGUCUGAUAGAGGGACCCUCCGAUUAGUAUGAUUUAUAUUAAUAAAACUCAAAGUCUGAUAGAGGGACCUCCGAUUAGUAUGAUUAAUAUUAAUAAAACUAAAUUAAAAUCUGAUAGAGGGACCUCCGGCUAGUAUGAUUACUAUUAAUAAGACUCAAUUAAACUCUGAUGGUGGACCUCCGGUUAUUAUGAUCAAUAUUGAUAAAAAUUAAAGUCUGAGAGAGGGACCUCUGGUUAGUAUGAGUAAUGUUAAUAAAAACUAAAGUCUGAUAGAGGGACCUCUGUUUAGUAUGAUUAAUAUUAAUAAAACUCAAAGUCUGAUAGAGGGACCUCCGGUUAGACUGAUUAAAAUUAAUAAAACUCAAUUAAAGUUUGACAGAGACAGGUCAAGAAACAAGUGUCUGUUUUUUAUGUAUUAUGAUUUGACAUUAACCAAACUGUGUAUAAUCAGGAUGUUAGUUGUUUAUUUAAAGACUUUUUUUUUAACAGGAAAGUAAACAUCCGUGUUACCAUUGAGCUUCAACAAACAUCAAGUCCAGUACACAGAAGGGUGAGCUGGAGUCAAUGCUUUUCAGUUUUAUCUACUUAUAAUGGGGAAGAUCUGUUAUUUAUGUUGUUAUGAAUAAUACUUGUGAAUGCUGCAGCCAGGUAAGUUUUAUCAAGUUUAAUAGCUGUAUGUUUCCAAGACACUUUUUGUUGCAUUUAGCUCUUCAUCUUGUCCAACUAGAUUGUAUUCUUGAGUCUUUGUAAAUAUUAUUGGAUAAUUUUCAUUAAAAUAGGCCGAUAUCCAGUUACUAACUCUCUUUUGCUUUUUUCCCCUAUGGAAGGACCUUCUAGUUAAACUAACAGAUGAAAAAGAUCCUUUUUUUCUCUUCAACCUCUUUAUAUCAGAAGAAGAUUUCCAAAGGUAAACAAUAUUUGAUAUAAUAUUUAUUUCAAUAGUAAUGGUAGUAUUUUUACUACGGAUGUCAUAAAACAAGCUUUCAUGAGCUCGUACUGACAUUUCUUUUUUGUGUCAUUUUUGUGCAGCUUAAAAGUCCAACAAGGACUUCUAAUAGACUUUGCAUCAUUCCCUCAGAAGUUUAUCGACCUACUUAAUCUAUGCCAUGCUGAGCAAGUUUCGGACAAUCCAAGGUAUGAAGAUCUGCCAACCACAAACUGGCAUCAGUCAUCUGAGACAAAUUAUAAACAUUUAUUUCAAUGAAAGCUGAGAUUGGUGGCAAACAAGGUUGUGGUAUGCAUGAAGAAAAAAAACAUAGGUGAUAUCUUUUAUUAAAUUGUGCCACAGCAAAACCACUUCAAACAAUAAAUCUGUACAUUGCUUUUUUUUCACAGGUUUCUUCUACAGUUGUCAUGUCAGUCUACGUUGCUCGAAGGCCCUGCCAACUUUAGUGUUGUAGAAACAAACCCAUUCAAACAUCUGAACCACUUGUUUUUACGGCUUGCUCAAGGCUCCGACAAAGAUAUUAAAGACUAUCUGGCAGUGUGUCUCUCCUCUCUGAAGGUAAACUCAAUUUAUAACCAGCAUUACUCAAAAGAGUUUUGACUUGUAAGACUGGGAUAUAUCUGAUUAAUUACAGAGUUUUCUUUUUACACAGUGCUAUCUGAAUAAUACGGAGAGCUUUCAUACCCAUAGAUUUGUUCGUCUAAGAGGCUGUAUGUAAAGAUAAAACAUUCAAGCAAAUUGAGCUGAGGAAGAAUCUACUACAUCAGAAAGAAUUGUAAUGGUAGACUUUGUUUUUGGAAGAUGCAGACUUGUGUUUUGAGUUAAAAAAAUGUAUGUAUCUUUGUUUCAGACAGAAAAACAGGCCCUAGAGAUAAAGCUCAAGAAGACUGAAGAUGACCUGUCCAGACAGCUAAGUUAUGCUCAACAGGUGUGUUUUAUCACUGGUUAUUGUUGAUGUCAGGAACUUAAUCUUAUCAUGAACUAUUUACAUCCAGGAAACAAAAACAAAACAUCUCAAGCCGUGGUUAUCAGAAAUAUUUGACUGAUGGAUAGAUUUACAGUCUCAAGAUGUGUAACCCAUAUUCACCAAUGGGCUUAUAAUUGAUCACUUUAAUGCUUGUAGAUGUCUACUUGGUUAUUCUGCUGCAGGCUGGUGUUAUUUGAGUUUGAUGUUGUCAAUAAAGGUAUUGUAAGUUACAAAGCAAACCAUGAACUCGUGUAUCUACAAAUGUAUCUCUGCUGCCUCAGAGUGGCUGUAGGACAGUUUUUUUUUUCUUAUUUAUACAAAAUGUCAUAACAUAAUUCAAACAUCAAACAAUUAGUCUGUUUUUAUACAAAUCCACGUACACUAUAGCAACAAAAGAUGGAGAAAGAAAAAGAAAAGUGAAGCCAAAAAUAGAGACCUGAAUACAGCUGUGUUAAGAAACUGUAUGUCAAGAAAGUAGGCGUAUUACAGUACAAAUGGUUUUCUGUUUUCUUUUUCUCCGUAGCUUUUUAAUGUGGUGUAAGGACUUUGCUUAUACAAAUCAUCAACCUGAUCUCUAGUUAUAGGUUUAUUCUGCCAGCAGGGAUUUGAUAGAAUGACUUUCAUCAGUUUGAGGCAGAUGACCAAUUAAUCCUAACUAUAUAGCAAGUUUCAAAAUAGAAAAUGGAUGUAAUUGGAGAGGUUACAAAAGAGGCACCGCUUAUAUUAAUGUAUUUUUCUGUUCCUACAGACCCUGUCUGAGAAAACUAAAGAGCUGGACAAACUGCGGUCAGAAUGGACAAGUCAGACCAGCUGCCUGUCCAGCCAACAUACUCAGGAGUUGCAGUCCGAAAGAGAAAAGGCUUCAGAGGUGAGACUCAUCAGAAGUGGACUGUGUUUCUAACAGUUUUUGUGUGGUGAAAUAUUCAUUUUAAAACAAAAAGACCUCCACAUUAAAAAAAGGUUUCAAAUGAGUUAUAUUGUUUCUCCACAAACUAGAUGAAGAAGGUUUAUCUUUCUGCAUAAGAGACCAGCACUUUUUUUUUUACUGUUAUUCAUAAUUACGUGAUUGCUUGAGAGCUCUCAUGUGAUGGUAACAUACAAAGCAAUGUGGAUCAGCAGAAAACUGGUGGAGUUAAAGAGUUUUGAGUUCAAGUCCUUAUACUUGUUGUUUCCUGCGGUCAUCCAGUUACAGAGCCGGCUCCAGCAGCAGACUGAGCAGCUCCGGCAGGAACUGGAGGCGACUCAUAAGAAGAGCAGCCAGCAGCUAAACAGCAAACUCACAGAGCUGGAAACAUCCUGCAGAGAGCUGACAGAGAGGAAAUACAAGAAUGAGUCUGUCAUCAGAGACCUGAAGAUUAAACUGGCUGGUGCAGAGGAAGUAAGGGACCAAGUUCACUGGAUGACCAAGUCAUUGAUGAUUUUUAGUCAAGUUGUGAAAUAAGACUGUCAUACUGAACUGUCCCUUUCGGUUCUUUUCGUUCAAUGCUUGUCUUUGACUAAGGACUAGCCUUUCCUCUACCUUCUAUUUAGGUACCAAGUUUAGCUUUUAGAGUCUCUUUGUUUAACAGAAUUGCUUGAUGCGCCCCAAAAUGUUGAUAUGAAAGAGUUAACAGUGUUAAAGUUAGAAGUCUGACCACAGGCAGUGAGCUUGAACUCCCCUCUAACCUCCAUAUACCAGCUGGGGUGGGCAACAGAUACCCUAUUGGGAUUCCGAGAGUCAUAAUUCUUUGUGUCUAAUGAGGAAGUAUUAGCAUUGUCAUAUUUUUUGCAUUAUUAUUUGAUUCAUUUUUCGUAACUAGAUUCCAACUGUAGCUACUGCAGAAUCUCUUCAAAAAACAUAUACAGCCACUCAGAGACUCCAAAUGAUUUCAUCCUGGUGAUCUCUGUUUCCUGACUGUUCUGAAAAUCACUCAAGUACAUACCUGCCAACACUCCUGUAUUUCAGACCUAUCUCCCGCCCACCUCACAUAUUGUCAUAUCUCGCGGGAAUCUCCCGUAGUUUGAUGGUCCACAUUCACUCAUGAAUCGGAUCACUAUAUUUGUCCAAAGUCACCAGGUUUCCAGACAACUGAGGAUUGGUACUUUUACUUUACAGUUUUGGAUGAUUCAGGUCGGUUUAAGCUGUAAACUAUAUUUAAGCGGUGUUUGUUGCAAAAUGAGCACUUCAAUGAAAGGGAAACAAACAUGAGAUAUAAUAUUUAUGUUGAUAGUCUUGCACUGUCUCGGAGUGAUGUGUUCAGGGCAGCCUCAGAUAAAAGAGUGCUGUAUUUCACACACAGAUGUUCAGAGAGCCUCAUACGGGAGAGCAUGUAAAACAUAUGAGGACUUUAACACCAUAUAUUAGUGGACUGAAUAAGUUCAAGGCAUAUCAUAGCUAUUAUUUUUAUUAUUACCAUUUGUUAUUGUUAAAACAAAACAAAAAGUGUGCAGCUUCACUUACUUAUUUAUGUGAGCAAUUUAAUUACAAAUACUCACAUAAUUAGCUGAUAUCCACCACACCAUGUAACCCCAAAACUGCCGCAAAAAUCUCCCGGAUUUUAUAACCCAAAUGUUGGCAGGUAUGCUCAAGUGUUGUUGGCUGAAAACACAUGGUAGCUCACUCGUCUUGUUAAAUCACUACAGGAGAAGUUUACCUCCUAUGCUCACAGACUCAAUGACAAUUAAUGGCAUAUUUAUUCAAUAACCCUACAACAGUCUGUCUGACUGAGUUAAGAAAAGGCUUUAAUCCAGGACAUGCUCUUAAAAGAGACUUCUUGUAUGAAUAGUGAUUAUUUCACUUCUUCACUAACUACUGACCACAUCUGCAGUUGAAUUGUUGUCUUAUUUGCGUAGGAGUGCCAGCGUUCAAAGCAGCAGGUCCUGUCUCUCAGGAGGGAAAACAGCACUCUUGACACAGAGGUCCACGAGAAGGAGCGUCUGGCAAGCCAGCUGCAGAUGAGAGUGGCUGUUCUUGAACAGGAGGUCAAAGAUAAGGAGCAGCUUAUGCGCCGCACAAAAGAAGUGCUCGAUGCCACUCAGCAGCAGAAGGUUAGAGCUGCAACUUCAAAUAUGUUUUUUACUUCAUCACAAAAGCAAUGACGGGAGAGAGAGACAACGACACUCCAUAGAUAAGAGAGCAAAACCAUAAAUGUAUAUUAAUAGGGUGCAAAUUCAUAGAAGAGAUAAAAUGAGUUUAUAUUCUAUAGAGCAGAAAGGAAUGGAGAUGAAGGCUGUCAUAUGAUUUGAAUUUUAGACUUGAGUACAGAUCUACAGGAAAAUUGUCCAUCACAAGUUCUCUCCACUAACUUUUCUUUAAAUCUAUUGUAUUUGUUUUUUUAGGAAUCAGUUGAGGAAAAUGCAGAAAGUAAAGAACUCCACAUAAGAAAACUUGAAGCAACUGUAAAGUCACUGUCUGAAGAGCUGAUAAAGGUAUGAACUCCUAAACUCUGCUGCCAAAGUUGACCCCAAUGCUGAAAAUAGUAGGUCCAGUCGUUUUUAUUAAGUGCAUGGUGGCUUAAGACUGAUUUAGCCAAAAGGGUGUACUAAACAAACCAAGAGACCAAUGUUUGUUUGUUUUUUUGUUUUUUUGUCUUUUUAUACUUUAUUUUUAUAGACGCACACAACUGAACAUGUUGAAGCAAAUACAUCUAUACAUUCAUACUGUUGUUGUUAUCACUAAUAGAAAUACAUGUCAGAUAUCAUACAAUGAUGGCUGAAACAUCAGGUUGUGAGUUCACAAACACAAUCCAUUUUUCCCAGUAUUGCAGAAAUUUAUCCACCCAGUGAUUUAGUGAGAAGAUAAGAGACCAGUGUUUGAAAAGAAAAGUGGGAUUUAGCUGACUCCACUUUCUUAUUUGAACAGCUGCCUGUCUCCUGCUACUUUUCUACUACUUGGGUACUAAGAGUGGAGAAGCAGACUCAGUCACCUGAGGCACUGAGACUGUUUGUCUAUUGGGGCCUGUGUUUGAUUUUUAUUGUAUAUGUAAAAAAAAAAAAAAGUCUUUCAACUGCGUGUCAGCCUAUGCCAUCCUUUUGUUUUAUGAUAGUACAGUUCCAGUGUCUGAUCCUCUUUUUAUUUCUUACAGGCUAAUGGUAUCAUUAAGAAGCUGCAGGGUGAAGUUCGAGGUCUUGUUGGAAAACUAAAAAUCAAAAACACUGUGACUGUGUCACAAGAGAAGGUUCUCCAGGAGACAUCAGACAAACUGCAGAAUGUUGAAAAGAGUCUCCAGAGCGCUGAGCAGCAGCUGACAAACAGAGACGAACAGGUAUGGCUCUGAAUCAUGGGAACAUCAGACACAGUGCAUUUACAUCUCCGGGCAUUUUUUCAUCUCUUGAUAAAUUUGACACACAGCAAAGGCCUUGUACAAUGUACAGCCCUCACCAUGACAAUGUAUGCACAUGUAAUGUAAUGUAAUGUAAUGCACAUUAUCUUUACACAUUAAAGUGAGAAUGGCAGUUGUAGGCUGUGUGUGUUGUAGAGGGAAGUGGGCUGAGCUUCUACAGGACUAUUAGGGUGCACUCGCACUAGGCACUGUGCUGAAGUAUGACUCUAGCCGUAUAGAAUAAUCGACAUCUGCUCUGAAUAGCCAUGUAAACAAUUAACCAACAUUUACCAACAAUAACACUGUGAUCAGACAAAUUAUAUUCCAGUUUUUUAAUUGAUCAGCAAACUUAUUUAAUAAAAUAUGACAGACAUGCACCCUGCGGAGCACGUACACUGGCCAGAGCACAGUUCAGAGCGCCUGAUCCGGGUGCACCCUUGGUCAGUUAUUACUGAACAACAUGCAUGAUUAAGCAAACAGCAUGUGAAAUAAUUUCAAUGUCUUUGUUACCUCUUUAUUCUGCAAAACAUAUUUUUGUAAUAUAACUGCUAUAAUAUUACUGUAAGGAUAUCAGCCACAAAAACCUGUUCAUUUUUAGGCAUGGCUCAUGAGCUGAGUGCUUUGGUUUUCUAAUCAUUAUUUUAUAGCUUUCUAUUUCAUAAUUGACUUUAAGAGAGAGUAUGACGCAAUGUUUUUCAGACUCAAAUGGCAAAGGCUUAUGGGUAUAAACUAGCUCUCAGCCUGCUGUGACUACCACAAUCUCGUAGCAAAAAGCUACAAUAAAAUGAACUACUUUUUUUUCUGUUACUUUGAGUUAUGACUUCGAUGAGAGCGCAAAAUGAUCAUUGUUGUGUUACAGAUUUCAAAGCUUAAGGAGCAGCUGGAGUCGACAGUGCAGAAGCUCAAUGAAAGCAAAGAGGUGUUAAAAACCAACGAAAAUGGUGAGGAACACUGAAGGUUCAGGUGCUGACUCUUUCAGUGGUCAGAUGUAGAUGUUGUGAGCUACAGACAAAUUUAAGCUACUAAAAUAAUGAUGAUUGAAAAAAUUGUUCUGACGAUUCAUGACUUUUUGUGUUUGUGUAAACAAGCUAGAUUACAUUGAGUUUGUCACCUUGUACAGCAGCAUUUGGUUUGAGUGUAUAAAUGUGUGUUGGACAAAGGCCUGUGUUAAAUGGUAAAUGAUCAUGCAUCACUUUUUCUUGUUUUCAGUCCAUCCAUACACCAAAACUUGUAUAAAACAGCAAAUUGUUAUUCUUGAGUAAUUCCUGGCAUGAAUUCACAUCCUUUGAGGUAAAAAUUUAUUAUCAACAUUGAAAAAUGUUGACCCACGUUCUGCUCUGUUUGUCUUUCUCUGCAGUGAUUAGCUGGCUUAACAAGCAGCUCAAUGAGAAACAGCUGACAAGAAAGCCACAGUCCCCUGAAUCUCUGGAGAAUCCUUCAGUUUUAUCCACAACAACUGGACUAAAGGUAUGAAAUGCCUUCAAAGUGUUUAAGUCAAACAUGAUAGCUGUUAGUUAUAAUCAUCCUCUUUACUCUUACACUUUUGUAAACAACAGCUGUACUAUGGUACUCAAGAUCAAAUUGAUAAACAGCCUUUGGGUCGACAUACAUCAUCACAAACCAUGUGUCUUUGCAGGCCCAGUUUUAUCCUCAGUCAGUCCUGCCUGCUGUGUUUUCUGUGGGGGCUGCUGAUGUUACUCCUGCUGAACGAAAAGCAGCAAACAGAGAGACGUGAGUUUGAUCUUUUUUCUUCUCUUCCUUUAUUGUCUUUCCACAGCAUAAACUACCACUCACAUUCUGAUAUGAAAAAUGUGAUUCUUGAUUUGGUUUUGAUUAGAUUUCUUCCACUGAAACCCUUGAGAGAACAUUUGAUCAAUUUGGAAGAAGUUUGAAAAGCGAUCUUAGGCAACAGGAUUAUUAGCAUGGUGUGUUUUUUCCUGGUCUUUCUUGUCCAUAGUGGAGACACUGCUGGUCUGGAUUUGAAGUACUUUUCAAGGAGAGAUGAUAGCAUCCCCGUUUAUGGACUGCCAUCUAAUCUUCACAGAGGUGAGAACAAUACCCAUGUUUUGGAUUUCUUCUACCACUGGCUGUGGUAAGCCAGUGAAAUGUGUGUGAGCCAGGGGCGGACUGGCCAUUGGGAAAUUCAGGACUUUUCCCGAAUGGCUGGUCUAUUCCAGACCCCAACCAGCCGGUGAUCAGAGCGUUUUUGUUUUUUUUAAUUAAUGACGUUAAUAAAACGGAGUCGCAGCAGCCUGCCCUCUCAACCCGAGUCGGUGGGACGUCAGACCGGGUCAAUCUAAUAUUUUGCAGAUUAAAGGGGGGUAUACGAGCGGCCCCUCCCAAAUGUUAUACAUGUCUGUUAUAGGUCUGUAUAUCUUUGGAGGUUGGUUUCUGUUGCCAAAUUUUUGCUCAGACUCUGAUGAUAAGCUGCUUGUUUUCAUCAUAAAACACACACGAAAAAACACACAGUAGUUUUAACUGUAAUAUAGUAUUUUUAUACUUUGAUUAAAGCACUUGUGUUAAAAUCACGGUUCCACUUGCAUCCUUCUUGCGGUCGGAUAAAAGGCCUCUUGACACCAAGCUCCCGGGCUGAAUUUAAACCCCAGUCUGCCUCUGGUGUGAGCGUAGUUCAGUAUUAGGGUCCAAAUUUUCAGCACACAAGCAUUCAGGUUCAUGUUUGUUGUCUAAGUUAAUGAUUAACAGCAUUUCAGUAGGCAUUCGUCAUAUGCAGAAAACUGUCUGUGCAGAGUAAAAGAGGUCAAACACAAUCUGAGGUAAUACAAUCUCAAACCUCUCAGCUGAAGCUGUUUAGUGUGAAGUAAUUUCUAACGAUCUUUGAAGUGAUAAGGCUGUUUUGACUUUGCUUCUCAACCUUAGAUCCUUUUGUACGGUUCACGUUUCCACUCGGGCUGUAAACAGCAAAUGGGCUCCAUGUUCAAAGAUGGGGUUAUAAAUGGGCGUGUGCCUUAAUGACAUCCACUAGAGUCUCACUUGAAAUCAAACUGAAUGAAAUUCUUUUCAGGAUUUUGAUUGAAGAUUUGGAUGAAAGUGGGGCUAAUAUGGUGGAUAUAUUAUGAUAUAAUUCCUUUUUUCCUCUUUCUAGAAGUCCCUCAGCGAACAAAACCCUCGGUAGCUUCUGCUUACUUCUCAGCGUAA